Molecule: messenger RNA, 1566 nt
Organism: Rhagoletis zephyria (snowberry fruit fly)
Lineage: Eukaryota; Metazoa; Arthropoda; Insecta; Diptera; Tephritidae
Product: alpha-methyldopa hypersensitive protein-like
Biological process (GO): catecholamine metabolic process; amino acid metabolic process; carboxylic acid metabolic process
Cellular component (GO): cytoplasm
Molecular function (GO): pyridoxal phosphate binding; aromatic-L-amino-acid decarboxylase activity
Source: RefSeq, a predicted model, not a curated record
AUGGACGCUCAAAGCUUUAAAGAGUUCGGCAAGGCUGCUUUGGAUUUUAUCGCAGACUACAUGGAAAAUAUACGCGACAGAGACGUUUUGCCUUCAGUCAAGCCGGGCUACCUAAUCGAUCUCCUGCCAAAAGAGAUGCCAGAAAAACCGGAGCAAUGGCAAGAGGUACUGCAAGAUAUCAACAAAUAUAUCAAACCAGGCAUCACGAACUGGCAGUCACCAAAUUUCCAUGCCUUCUACAUAAGCGGCUGCUCCUACCCGUCUAUGGUGGGCGAAAUGCUGUCUGCCGCUUUCAGUGUAAUCGGCUUUCAUUGGCUUUGUAGUCCUGCCUGCACUGAGUUAGAGAUGGUUGUCAUGGACUGGUUGGCGAAAUUUCUCAAGCUACCUGCCCAAUUUCUACACUCCACUGAAGGGCCCGGAGGUGGCAUCAUGCAGGGAUCCGCCAGCGAAUCUGUGCUCGUUGCUGUUAUGGCGGCACGCGAGCAAACAGUGCUUCGUGUAAAAGCCGAACAGCCGGCGUUGAGCGAAGGUGAGAUACGUGCGCGUCUCGUCGGCUAUUCCAGCGAUCAGAGCAAUAGCUGCAUUGAAAAGGCCGGUGUGCUUGGCACGGUUCCCUUACGGCUGCUAGCUGCCGAUGAGAAUCAAAUAAUGCGCGGUGCUCAUUUGGCGAAAGCAGUGAAGGAAGACUUGGCUAACGGACUCAUACCCACUAUCUGCAUUGCGACUAUUGGUACGACAGGGACUUGUGCCUACGACGACAUUGAGACUCUGGCGUCCGUCUGCGAGGAGCACAACAUCUGGCUGCAUGUGGAUGCCGCUUAUGCCGGCGCUGCUUUAGCGCUAGAUGAUCACGCGCAAUUGCGUCGUGGGCUUGAGCGAGUGGAUUCGCUCAACUACAAUCUGCACAAGUCGAUGUUGGUAAAUUUUGAUUGCACAGCAAUGUGGAUGCGUGACUCAAAUCGCGUUGUGGACAGUUUCAAUGUGGAUCGUAUUUACCUGCAGAGCAAAUACAAUGGACAAACGGAUAUUCCGGAAUUCCGACACUGGCAAAUUCCGCUGGGACGCCGCUUCCGCGCACUCAAAGUGUGGCUCGUCUUCCGCAUUUUCGGCGCCGAAGGCUUGCGUGAGCACUUGCACAAGCAACUACGCUUAGCAAAACGUUUCGAGCAGCAUGUGCUAGCAGAUGCACGCGUGGAAUUGGUGGCUAAACGCUCAUUGGGAUUGGUUUGCUUUCGAGUGAAGGGAGACAAUCAGUUGACCGCAGAUUUACUGCAGCGCAUAACGGACCGUAAGAAGCUUUAUAUGGUGCAGGCAUCAUUUGGUGGCAAGGAUUUCAUACGCUUUGCUGUGUGUGGCAUGGACCCGAAAGAGGAAGAUAUGGACUUUGCAUGGCAUGAAAUCGAAGGACAGCUAAAUAAGCUACUUAGUGAGGAGAAGGGAAAGAAAAUUGAGGCGAUAACAGUGAAUGCGCAUGAUACACAGCAAAAAGAUAAUGAGGAUGGUAUAAGCCAACAACUGAGCUCAGGUCUGCAUAUAAGUUUGGGAGCGGACGAGAGAGCUCCAUGA